This is a messenger RNA of Cantharellus anzutake, 980 nucleotides long. RefSeq lists its product as uncharacterized. NCBI's taxonomy places the organism in Eukaryota, Fungi, Basidiomycota, Agaricomycetes, Cantharellales, Hydnaceae. Bases 138 to 713 code for a protein of 191 amino acids. The record is from RefSeq and is a predicted model, not a curated record. The transcript is spliced from 5 exons.
CUAGCGUGUUAAGUCACAACAGCAUGUUAAAUUGUCAAACGUAAGGUUUCAAAGCAGUCGGGUUGGACUUGCGGGGCGGGGCCGUUGUGAUAUCAAAGAUUGCUGGGUUUAUUGGAUUGCAUGGCAGUGGGAUGUAGAUGCACCGGUGUGGCCCUAUUCAUAGCCGGCCUACAUCGUGGGCUUGGGGACCAUUUCGACUUGUGAGCGCAAGGACGAACGAAUCCGAAGCCUUUAAAAUCACAGAUAAACUGUCAAUACAAUCCCUGUUCCCGUUUGUGGCGAGUGUUUGCGCUGACUUCAGCCAGAGGGCGAGCCUACUCUGUCUAUCCACCGCAGGGCAGGUGUUUCACUGCUGUAAUAUUUGCUCUACUAGGAAUGAUUCGAGGAAAGAAUCGGACGAGUCCCACCAAUCUACGACUCAAGAAUCUGGUUUGAUGGCAGUAUCGAGCUCCUCAUUCCGGGAGAAUGAGUCCCGGUUGGCCUUGACGGCGGGGGCUGGUACGGCGAUCGAAUGCCGGGCUGCGAUGAGGUUUAGCUUCCUCCAGCCAGUCAGGAUGGGACUCGAAUCAUUAUCCAGGGCAAGAUGGAAGCCCCGAUCGUCGUUGAUACCGGCAAGUUGUUUAGUGUCUCUGAGUCAAUAUUCUACUCUUUUCUCGAUAUUGGCUCCGAUCUUGUGGUACACUCCGUACAGCUGUGUCAGAACGUCUUUGUAACAUAGCCUGACAUUAAUGUUAGUAGGUUACAGCCAUUCUACACGUCAAGGGUCAAAGCAUCCCAUGUCAAGCGUAGUCGUAGAAAGACAUCCGACCCCCCCUCCUCUUCGAAUGACACAUUCGCAGGUUACCUCCAAAUUCAUGGCAUUAUUAGCAUGUCCUUGGGAAUCCUGUUGCGAUCAUCAUUGAAGUGUCCGGGCGGCUGGACGUCCUACGGUUUGAACGAAUCGGCCUGCCUUCCGCUGAAGCAUGGAUGAAGAGAGUAUU